Molecule: messenger RNA, 1659 nt
Organism: Cavenderia fasciculata
Lineage: Eukaryota; Evosea; Eumycetozoa; Acytosteliales; Cavenderiaceae
Exons: 5
Coding region: 1-1659 (552 amino acids)
Molecular function (GO): protein binding
Source: RefSeq, a predicted model, not a curated record
AUGACAUGUACAUUUAUUAAUCUUAUUAGAGUACCAUAUAUCAGACAGGUAAUAUUCAAUAGUUUUACUGUACUCUAUUCUAAAUCAAGUGAUGAUGAUGAUGAAUUUGGACUUGACAAGGCAGCAAAAAAAGGUAGAGAUAUCAUCAAUUCACCACGUCUUGCUAUGAUAAGCAAGUAUGCAAUGCCAUGGGACUUUAUCAAACAUUAUCUACCAUCUGAAAAGGAAAAGGUGGUACUUGGUAGAAGAAUGCAGGUAAUCAAAGAGUACUGUGCACAUCCCAAUGCAACCUAUGAUACAUUGUUAAAACUAUUGGAAUGGUCACCAGAAUUUGAAUAUCGCUCUGAUUUGGCAUUUGGUGUUGUUAAACGAGGUCAUAUCAAAAUACUAGAGUACUGGAUCAACAAAUUCCCUCAAAUCAAAUUACAAGAUGAUUUACUCGUUGUUGCAGCUGUCAACGGUCACCUUCCAAUCGUUCAAUUAUUAAAUACAUUUCCUUCAAUGCAAGAUAAAGAUUACAGUGAGGAAUUGAUGAUGGAUAAAGUUGCAAAGAAUGGACAUUUAUCAGUGGUAAAGUGGUUGCAUAUCAACAGGAGUGAUGUAGGGUGCACUCAAGAUGCUAUAGAUGGGGCAGCAUCGAAUGGUCAUUUAGAUGUUAUCAAGUUUUUACAUGAGAAUCGUAUAGAGGGAGCUUCAGAGUUUGCAUUAAAUCAAUCACCUAACCUCGAGAUUGCCCAAUUCCUUCAUUAUAAUCGCUCAGAAGGAUGCACAACACUUGCCAUGGAUAACGCCGUUAUCAACGAAAGCAUGGAUGUUUUAGAAUUCCUUCACACCCAUCGUACCGAGGGUUGUUCGAUGAGAGCUUACCACUAUGCUGCAAUGCAUGGUCGUCUGGACGUAUUAAAGUUUUUACAUUUGAAUCGUACAGAAGGAAGUUCUUCAAGAGCGAUGGAUUUGGCCAUCCAAAAUGAUCAAAGUUUAGAGGUGAUAUCAUUUAUUGAAUCUGCUUUCAAAAAAGGAUGUACACAUGCUUCCGUUACAAAUGCAAUCAACAACAAUCGAUUGGAUAUUCUUGAGUUCCUCCAUCAACACUUUCCAUCACCAAAUAUUUGGGUCGAUGGGAUUAACAAUGCAUUUUUUGGACAUGUUGAUUUAAAUGUUUUAAAAUUUUUGGUUAAUAAUCGUACAGAAAGAAUACCAGGUGGAAGGGCAAUCGAUUAUGCCGCAAAAGCAGGAGAUUUAGAGUCUGUUAAAUUUUUUAUUGCCAAUGGUAUGACACCAAAUGUUGGAUAUUCAAAUGAUAGCACAAUGGAUUUCGCUGCUUCACAUGGGCAUUUAGAAUUAGUAAAGUUUUUACAUGAAAAUCGCUCUGAAGGAUGUACAAGUCAUGCUAUGACUUUGGCAGCUCGAAAUGGUCACACCGAGGUUGUAGAAUAUCUUUAUAAAAAUCGUACAGAAGGAUGUACAAGCUCUGUUUUCUUUAUUGGAGUAGAUGCUAAAGACGACCAACACUAUCAAGCAGUCAAAUUUAUUUUGGACAAUCACAUCCUUCCAAAGGGUGAUAUUGAUGAUUCUUUGGCAUGCCGACUAGCAGAGAAUCAUCAAUAUGAAAUAGUAGAUCUAGUCAAUCAAUAUAUUCAAAAAUUAAAUUUAAACUAA